Molecule: messenger RNA, 3375 nt
Organism: Anopheles marshallii
Lineage: Eukaryota; Metazoa; Arthropoda; Insecta; Diptera; Culicidae
Product: DE-cadherin-like
Exons: 5
Coding region: 1-3375 (1124 amino acids)
Biological process (GO): homophilic cell-cell adhesion
Cellular component (GO): plasma membrane; catenin complex
Molecular function (GO): cadherin binding; calcium ion binding
Source: RefSeq, a predicted model, not a curated record
AUGGCAAAUCGAGGAUGCUGGUCAAUUCUGGUCUUCCUGCUCUUGUUAGCUUCGUGCAACUCUAGCAGUGUACCGCGGGUCCAAGCAGUAAAUGACAUAAGUACAAACCAUAAGCCAAAAUUCCACGAUUGUACACACUAUGAGCCAACGUUGAGAAAAGAACAGCCAACGGGUACACCUGUACUACGUGUGACAGCCUCCGAUCCCGAUCAAGGACAAACGUUAGAAUACAGCAUUGCCACCAUGCCAGAGGACCAGAAUUAUUUCAAUAUUGAUAAAACCACAGGGCAAAUCGUGUCGGCCCAUGUUUUCGAUCGAGAUGCACCAAUAAGAGAUCGAGAAAUUAACAUUACGGUACGGGCGACCGACAACGGAUCGCCUAGUCUGGCAGAUGUUUGUACUAUCAAGGUGACUAUUCUGGACAUCAACGACGAUCCAUCGAUAUUUCAUGAAUGCGUCUAUGAAGUGUCAGUGACGAAAGAUCUGCCACUUAACCAGUCCCUGGCCACCAUCUCAGCAGUGGAUCUAGAUGAUGAUGAUAACAACCGCAUUAAGUAUGAGAUCGUACAAGAACACGAAGAUAGCAGCUAUUUCGACAUCGAUGAGAGUAAUGGCUUGCUCACACUAGCUAAACCAAACGACCGUAGUCCAGGACAGUUUUAUACAAUUCAUGUUCGGGCGUAUAGUGAAGGCUCAAUGGAAAACCAAACACAGCAAACAAAAGUAAUGGUCCGUGUACUUGACCCUAACGAUCAUGCACCGUACUUCAUCAAGAUGCCAAUGGUCCCUGUGAUGCUAAAAGAAACGUUCCAACACUACAACAUGGUUUUAGCGGAGUAUGAAGCUGUUUCAAACGUAAAGAAAGAUGAUUUUGUAGAUUUCCAGAUAGUGCAAGGAAAUACUGACUUAACAUUUUUACUGGACCAAAUCAACAAUACGGUGGUUUACAUUAAAUUGCGAAGCAGCCUUGACUACGAAAGGACAACGAAUUAUACGCUGGUAAUAAGAGCAACGAACUCUCUUAACGAAUAUGCAGAAGUAUGUUUGAUGAUCAUGAUUGUGGAUGAAAACGACAACUACCCCGUAUUAGACGACAACACGGGAACUAUCCUAGAGCACGAGUUGCCUGGUACAUUUGUAAUGCAAGUCCAUGCCCGGGAUGAUGAUGGCACGGCUCCCAACAACAUUGUGUCCUAUCGGUUGGCGGACACGGAUAGGCAAUAUUUCCAAAUUGAUAGUCAAACGGGCAUCAUUACAUCGAUGGUGAAAUUCGAUAGGGAAAAGGAGAAAGCCUACGUGGUGAGUGUGACUGCGGAGGACAACGCGCCGUCUGUGAAAUUUAAGAACGGAAGCCCAAAUAGCGUUACAAAUUACUUUUUGAUUAAAGUUUUGCCGCAGUCUGAGAAGGGGAUAUAUGAAAACACUACCAUCAGUACAAAAGUGAUAGUGGUCUACAAAUACAAAGGAAAGACAUCUGAUAUAGACAUUGGACAUGCACAUGUGAACGAUCCAGAUGGUUUGGAUUUGUCUAACAAAACAUUUCUCUGGGACGAGGUAACAAGUGAAGAAUCUUUGAAGCUUUUCCAACUGAACUUCAGCACCGGUAUGAUAACAAUGUUGGAAGCUACACCUUGCGGACAGUAUGAUCUUCGUUUUCAAGUAGUUCAAAAUUCGGGCCAUCUUUCUCGACACAAUGUCUCGGCCCGAGCAACGGUGUUGGUGAAGGAGGUUUCGGAACAAUCAAUAGACCAGAGCGGAUCAAUUCGAUUCUACAAUGUAACGGCAGACGAAUUUAUAUCUCAAACACCGGAGCAUCGCAGCACACCGCUGCAUCGACUUCAAACGAGUAUUGCAACUGUUCUAAACGUCAGUUCAACCGAUGUGGACAUAUUCACGGUCAACAAUCGAAAGGUCCCUAAACUAUCUUUCCUGGACGUGUUCUUUGCGGUCAACGGUAGUGUUUACUCAACGUCUGAGGUGCUCAACGGUGUACUGAGUUACCAGCUGCAUCAACUGGAGGAAGACGUCGGAUUUCCGAUCGAGGUGGUUGGCAUCGAUGAAUGCGAGUUGCAAAGUAGUACUUGUGAGCAGUCAUGCAGGAAUAAGGUUCACAAAUCAGCCAAACCGAUCGUCGUCUACGGCAACGCAACUUCCUUCAUAGGAAUAACCACAUUCGUAGAGGCGGAAUGUGUCUCAGAUACUCCGUUGAUCACGUGCUUCAAUGGAGGCACGCUUGAGAGUAAUAGCUGCAUAUGUCCAAAUGGCUUCGAGGGUCCACAGUGUGAAUUGAUCGACAUCAGUUUCGAUGGCAACGGGUAUGCCAUUUAUCCAUCGAUCAUUGGUGGCACAAUUUCAAACAUCAGCAUUGAGAUGUUACCCCAACGGACAGAUGGUUUGGUGUUGUACAUUGGACCCAUGAGCUACAAUCCGCGUGUAAAGACACAACCGUUUCUUGCAUUGGAGAUAAUCGACAGUAUGGCGGUACUGCUAUUAGACUACGGAACUGGAACGUUCCGUAUCCAGGAUCAACAGAUAUUUUCUCAAUACGAUUUAUUGAGAGUGGAUAUUUCAUUGAAGCCCGAAACGAUUGAGAUGAAUACCUUGAAAAAUAAGGUUGCAAUUAGCAACAGCCGAUACAAAAAUAAGGAUUUUGGUGCGAGCAUUAAGACUCAUGGACCUGUUCAGUUGGGCGGUACAAUCGUCGAUUUCACAAAGCUUGGGUCACUAUACAACUGGACGCACAUACCACAGACAAAGGGGUUCAAUGGCAACUUGCGGACCCUGACAAUAAAUGGGCGCACGAUAGAUUUUCAACAGCACAAUUUGGCACAGAACCUUCAUAGCAGUCAGUGGCCAUUUGAAAGGGUCACAACGAUAUUUGCGGUUUUGUUCACUAUAAUUAUUAUUUUGGGGGUACUUUCAUGUAUCCACAUAGGCAAUAUAGUUAGCAAAAAAAACAACAACAAGGGCGUAAAGAAAACAACGAACCAAAAUUCACAGCCAUUACUGAAUAAUAAUAAAACCAGUAUUGGCAUUCCCGAAAAUGAUAGUAACAAAAUGCCGAACUACGAGAACCAUAAAGCCUCCGAACCAAACGUGCAGAAGAUUUUGUCGCGGCUUUACCGAGUGUAUUAUACCACAGCAACUUCGAGUUCAAGCUCCAACGGCAACCGUGAUGCUGGGAGAGCAUUGGCUGCUGCCGAACCCGCAGUACCAGUGCCUCCGGUGUCGCUGGACGAUGUGGCUGCUGAAGGACUCGGAAAAGCGACUGGUCCACCAGGAUCGCCGGUAGUGGUGCUGAAAGUGGUGCUGGUAGAGCCACCGCUGGACGACGACGAGCGACCUGAAAGUGGUACUAAGAUUGAUACUUGCUAA